Molecule: messenger RNA, 962 nt
Organism: Paramecium sonneborni
Lineage: Eukaryota; Ciliophora; Oligohymenophorea; Peniculida; Parameciidae
Source: the annotation of a GenBank genome assembly
AUGCAGAAUGAUAUAAAUAUAUCAUUGAAUUAAGACUAAAUUAAGCAAACCAUAAUGGUAAUAGGAUUUCAACAAUGUGGGAAGACUACUCUCUUUUAAAAAUUUACAGCAAUAAAUCAAAAACUUUUCCAAGAAUCUAAUAUUCCAGAUUACGAUAUAGAAUUAAUUGAUACGCCUUCCUAUAAUUCUUUUUUUACUUUAUAAACUUUUAGGGAUCCAAAAGUUACUGGAUAUAUAAUAAUAUUUUGUGAGCAAACUUCAGAAAUUAUGAAAUCGAUUAAGGAAAUUCGGAAAAAAUUAUUUUAAAUUAAUGGUUAACAUAAAAGGACCAUCAUAAUUUUUAAUGAAUUUACUUAUGAAAAUCAGUCAUCUGCAAUUUAAGAAGAAAUUUCAAAUAUCUAAUAUUGGUGCAAAUAAUAGGAUAUUAUAUUUUCGUAGAUUAAUGUAUUAAGAGCUACAUCUAAAGAAAUUAGUAAUUGUUAAUACAUAAAUAGUAAAUUUGUUUGAGAAGAUGUUUAUGAAGAAAAUACGAACCACUUUGUUCUAGAAAAUCUUUAUAAUAGUCUAGUUUGCGAUUGCAAUUUAUAUUUUUUUAUAUGCCCUUUGGCUUUCUAUUAAGGAUCCAUCAUUAAUUGUAUUAUCUUAUAAUUUUUGUUUUAGAUAAGCAAUGUAUCUUUAGAGAUUUACUGCUUAGCUUUGCUAUGCUUAGGGAUUUCAAAUAUUUUCAUUCCAUAUUUUUGUAUAAUUUAACAAUAUUCAUAGUGAGAGCAGGAAUUAAGGAUUCAAAUAAUUAAUGCAUUAAUAGAGUAAACAACAUUUAGUUAGUAAGUCCAAAUUUUUCAGUUGUUUAGUUACUGUUAUCUCAGUAAUAACCUUGAUUAUUGCCUCCAUGUACUUCAAAUUGCUAUCCUGCCUGAUUAUGUCUAUACUUUUCACGUUUAAUUCAGUUCUUUGCUUAUUUU